AAACGGCCCGUCCUCACGGCCAUAUAGAGAGGGAACCCCCGGACCCCCGUCCCAGCGCAUAUAUACCCCCACAGAUCCCCCCUUCUGGCCCGUGUGACUCCCUCGCUGCCGUCUGCCUCACCCGCCUCGCCGCCGCCACGUCUGCAGAGUCUGAAACUAAAACGAAGCCAAGAUGUCUGAGGGAAAGAAGAUGACAUCCAGCCGCAGGCAUCAUCUCAAGAGCCUGGUCCUGCAGAUCGCUGCUGCCUGGAUUGAGCAGGAGGCCAAGGACAUCACGGCCGCCAAAGAAGCGUACAUGGCAGAGCAUUGCGCCACCCCCGACCUGAGCGGAGACCAGGCGGCUCUGAUGGAAAUCUGCAAAAAGCUGCACCAGGCCCUCGACAAGAUCGAUGAGGAAAGAUACGACGCAGAGGCCAAAGUGCAAAAGUCAGACAAAGAGAUUGAAGAUCUGAAGCUGAAGGUGGUGGAUCUGGCCGGCGUGAAGAAGCCCGCCCUGAAGAAAGUGCGCAUGUCGGCCGACGCCAUGCUGAAGGCCCUGCUGGGGGGUCAACACAAGGUCACCAUGGACCUGAGGUCCAACCUGAAGCAGGUCAAGAAGGAGGUCAAAGAGGAGACAACCGAUGCGGGCGACUGGCGUAAGAACGUUGAGGGCAAGGCCGACAGGAAGAAGAUGUUCGAGACUUCCUGAAAACCUCCCGACGGACGACAGCGGGGGAGACAUCUCCGACCGAGGUCUGGGUGACUGAAAGUGUCUCUGUGUUCCCGAUGGACGACAGCAGUUUAGGAAGUUUUUUGUUAUUUUUUAUUGUUUUUGUGAUACCGUCGUCCCCCCC
Etheostoma spectabile (orangethroat darter) is the source of this 833-nucleotide messenger RNA. RefSeq names its product troponin I, fast skeletal muscle. The transcript is spliced from 7 exons. Bases 173 to 688 code for a protein of 171 amino acids. Gene Ontology annotation, biological process: cardiac muscle contraction; skeletal muscle contraction. Gene Ontology annotation, cellular component: troponin complex. The record is from RefSeq and is a predicted model, not a curated record. NCBI's taxonomy places the organism in Eukaryota, Metazoa, Chordata, Actinopteri, Perciformes, Percidae.